UUUAUUGGUGCUGAUGACUGAUGUUCACUCAAGAGCUCCCUAAGGUCCAUGAAAAAGAUGUGCUUUAAAAACAUACAUUAUCUCGUUAUGGAAAAGUACCAAGAGGUCUCAAUAAAAGUAGAACAUUUUAGACAUGUAAUAGAAACCACUUAUAGGAAUGGGAAAACUGGCAUAUACCGUGCUUGGGUUGAUGACCGAACAAGAAAGUGGCAUGAUCAGUAUAAAUCUGACCUUCAAUGAGCUGAGUCUUGCCUUCAUAUUUACAGAUUGUUUAUGAAGUUUUCAGUGGGCAGCUUAAAAAAACCACAGACGUCUUCUGACUGUAAGAAUUGAAGGUCCUUCUCGUGGGUCUAGGAACUUUUAAGUUGAAAGCAAUUGGCCAUUUAAUCUAUACUGUCCGUGAAUUUUGUUUGGUCACAAUUAUGUAUUAUUGAUCAAUCACCCGCACAAUAGAGAGGAAAAACAUGUCCGCUCCAUUGAAGAAGGUUUUCCUGUUGGGAUGCGGAUGCUUCAAUCCGCCCACAAUCAUGCAUCUGCGGAUGUUCGAGGUGGCCAAGGACUACUUGGAAUCCCUUGAACAACGCCCUCAUCGUGUUUUGGGCGGAAUACUCUCACCUGCCCACGAUAACUACGGCAAAAAGGGAUUGAUUGCAGGUAGUCAUCGCGGGGAAAUGGCCCGUUUGGCCGUGAAAUCUAGCUCUUUCGUCCGACUCUCCACAUGGGAAUUGGAUCAAGAAAAAUGGACUCGGACCCGUCAAGUUUUGGAUGGAUACCAGGAUCUGAUCAAACAAUACGGCGCAUCGUCCAUUCCUCGCCCUCAUUGGAUCGCACCGGAGUACUCCACGGAAGACAUCAAGGGGGCGAGUAUCUACUUGCUGUGUGGCGACGAUCUGGUGGACUCGUUCAAUGUUCCAGAUUUGUGGUCCGAGGAAGAUAAACAAUCCAUCGUGAAAAACUACGGGUUGGUCGUGUUAUCACGGGGUGAGGCUCGGCCUCAAGAGAUGGUGAAUGGAUCUGACCUGCUAUUUUACAAUCAAGAAAAUCUUCACUUUGUCUUGUCGAACAUGGGCACGGAUAUCAGUUCCACCAAGAUCAGACAAGCGCUUCAACGAAAACAAUCAGUGCGUUAUAUGGUGCCGGAUGAUAUCGUUUCUUACAUUAAGACCAAUGACUUGUACGUCUGAAGAAUACAUGAAUAAUCAUGACUUUAA
Messenger RNA from Tigriopus californicus, 1211 nucleotides. It is a transcript of the gene Nmnat, whose product is annotated as nicotinamide/nicotinic acid mononucleotide adenylyltransferase 1-like. NCBI's taxonomy places the organism in Eukaryota, Metazoa, Arthropoda, Copepoda, Harpacticoida, Harpacticidae. Gene Ontology annotation, molecular function: nicotinate-nucleotide adenylyltransferase activity; nicotinamide-nucleotide adenylyltransferase activity. Gene Ontology annotation, biological process: NAD+ biosynthetic process. The transcript has 5 exons. The record is from RefSeq and is a predicted model, not a curated record. Bases 465 to 1184 code for a protein of 239 amino acids.